Phasianus colchicus (ring-necked pheasant) is the source of this 7293-nucleotide messenger RNA. RefSeq names its product family with sequence similarity 107 member B (gene FAM107B). NCBI's taxonomy places the organism in Eukaryota, Metazoa, Chordata, Aves, Galliformes, Phasianidae. The record is from RefSeq and is a predicted model, not a curated record.
UGAGGGUGUGCUCAGUGCCCUCAUCCAGGUCAUCAGUGAAGAUACUGAAGAGAACAGGCCCCAGUACGACCCCUGGGAAACAUCACUCAUGUCUGGUUGCCAGCUGGAUUUAACUCCAUUCACCUCCACUCUCUGGGCCCAGCCCUCCAGCCAGUUCUUUACCCAGCAAAGAGUGUACCUGUGCAAGCCAUGGGCUGCUAGCUUCUCCAGGAGAAUGCUGUGGGAGACAGUGCCAGAGGUUUUGCUGUAGUCUAGGUAGACUAUGUUGACAGCUCUUCCCCCAUCCACCAGGCUUGUAACUCGGUCACAGAAAGAUAUGAAACUAGAUAAUUUCUGCUUAGAAUUCUGUAGAGUCAUCAUGUAUUUGAAAAUCAAACUGUCAGGGUAAACAAAUAUGUAUUUGAUUAGAUAAAUAUUUAUUGUUGUCCUUUUUUACUAAUUGGGAAGCAAAGGCUGAAAUGAUUUGAUUACAGCUAUAACUAAUUAGCAAAGGAUAGAAUUUUAACUCGGGACUUUGAACCGAGACGAAAAAACGAACAGGAUGGAAUAUUGCAAACAGUGCUAAUGAAAAGAUAACAUAAGCAUGUUAAACUUUGUAUUGCAAGCAGGAACUUACUGUACCAGUAUAGAAAUCAUCUUCCCUUAAAGGCCUUUAGGCAAGUAGGCAGCUUAAGAAACUGCUGUGAGGUGAAAACAGAAUCUGGUUAGACCUUGGUCAUUUCCUUAUAUGAUAGCUCUGUGCCUCUGAUGUUACCUUUAUUAAGUUUGUUGCUUCUCAGGAAAUUCCUUAGGACAAAUUGGAGUUUAAAUUAUAUUUCCAAAUCAUUGAAGUUCAAAUAAGGAGCACCAGGCAAAUCGGGCUUCAUCUUGAAAAGCUGCAACAGAAUCCUGCCAAGAGAUUUUCUGUACUCACCUCCCAGGCUGUGCAUCUGAGUCACCUGAAGCAACUGCACUAAAUGUGGAAAUGUAGCUGACUCAGAGACAAGUGGUUGCCAUUCUUUGGUGGGAUGUCAUCAGCUACAGUUGAGCUACAUUGCAAUUUUCCCCCUGUCUUGAUCAAAUGUGAAAUUUCAUUAGAAUUUGGGCUGAGCCAAAGGACAAACAUUUUUUGUUGCACAGUGUCAGUGUGUUGAGUGACAGCCGUGUGCUACUAUAACAGCAUUGGGGAUUUUCCCCUGGAAAGCACUUCCAUUCAUUGCACCACGUGUUUUGGUCAAGGCAUUUGCAUCUAUGGUGAAAAUGAAGAGAUGAGGAUUUUCUUUGUUAUUGUUCCUGUAUUGCAUUUAAGCAAUUUGGACUGACUUAAUGAUUAUUUCUUAUUUCUAAACAUAGUUAAUUAAAAAAGCAAACCAAACCUUUAUUAGCUUUCCAUACUGUUAUGGGUUUUCUCUCCUGGAUGUUGUUUGAAUCAGAUUCCUUUGCUUUAGCAAUCUCAUGUUUGCUCUGGUGCCUGUGGUUCAUUUGAAUCUGAAAUAGCCAGCACUCACCUGAGGGAAAACCUGAGGUAAAUAGGUGAUAGUGCAUGCUGGACAAUCAGAAGGUUCUACAGUGAUCUUAAAAACAAUUUAAAAAUAUUUCUGUAAACCAGUUGUUGAAUGAGAAGUGGAUGGAUGGUUGGAAGCUUAAAAGCUUGAAUCAUUACAGUUUGGGACAUUUAAAGCUUAGACUAGAUUUAAGUGCUGUUUGAAGCCCUUAAUGGAAGGGGAGUAGAACAGCAUAUUUGAAAUCCCCUUUUCCUUUGCUUAGGGUUUAUAAUUGAAGCUAGAACUUGAAGUAUAUGGAAUCACUUUGCUGGUGGUGAAGGAAUGUCACCAUACUGCUCAAGUGUAGUGUGGUCAGCUUAAAUGCUCUAACUUCAGAACUAAAGGCUGGUUGGAAACCAGCUGAGGUGUACAUGCAUGUGCACUAAAUAUCAAUGAAGAAAAAAUCUGCCUUGCAGCUGUUGCUGGUGGUGUCACUGAGCUUCUCCUCCCAGCCCCCUACUUGACUCCUCGUUGCCUUUCACAGGCAGGGCACGAAGUGCAGAGUGGAGCUGCGUGCUUUGGUACAGGGCUAUGUAUGUCUUCCAGAGCCAGAUAAUGAUGUUGGACUGCAGGUGGGUCUCUGCCUGAUUCUGUUCUAGGCAUGAACAAAAUAAGCAAGAGAUGUAAAGGCAAAUCAGGCAUUACCUGGAGUAAAGACUUUUGGUGAUAUAACUUGUGCUCAGCUGAGUAACUAGCCUGGGGUUAUCCUUAUUGCAGGAGAGCUGAACCUUCAGCAUUACCCAGUAUAAGGCAAUUUGCUAAAAUUUAACUUUUUAAAAGUGAAAGUUGCUUUGGAAUAUAGGUGUCAGUUAUGUAGACAAAUAACAAAGUCUGUAAAAUGACCCAAAGUGCUUCUUGCAAGGAUAUGAAUGGAGGUCACUGAGGCAGCAUGUAGUGAGAGCAGAGAGAGGAUGUUAGUAGAUUUUAAUUAUGUCCAACAUGACAACGGUGUGUUUGCUUUUCUUUAUAAGUUCUUUGUACUUAAAGCUGGAAUAGAUUGGGAUUUUUUUUUUUAAUUUCUAUUUUUCCAAAUGUGCCACAGAAGCGAGAAAUACCAACCUUGCAAAACAUCUCCUUUCAGAUGGAACAUGGGCAUUUUGGCACCUUAGAUUUGACCUUUUCUUCGUCAUUGUUCGGUAAAUUUUGACCCAAUUUCUGUACAGAGGGAAAAGAGUGGAUCAGAUUGUGAUACCAGGUGGUUAUAGUAGACUGGAAAGAAAAGGUAAUGAGAGAAUUCAAGAAAAAAAAGACGUCUUUAGUCUUUAAGGUUUAUCUGUUUGAACUUGCACUAUGAGCUGGAGCUGUAAGCUUUCUAGCUGAUCUGUGUGAGAUAAGCUUCCAUGAGCCUUCUGCACCAGAAUCACAAUCUUGGACUCUUCUGUGCUGCAUAAGGAAAUCCCUGUUGUCACCCAAUUCUCAUGCAGUCAAUGUGCAGACCCUCAGGUGUUGCCUUCUGUAAACCAUGGUUGCUUCAUCUCUCAUAUCAGAGCAGCAUUCUUUCCAUGUGUCUAAAUGCGUUACAACAUGGUUGCUACCUUUGUAGAAGCCUGCUGUGGAAGCAGACCACACUGAUUUCCUUCAGCACCAUUUAAACUGUCAUUUUGUGGGUAGCUGCAAUGGGGAGUGCUGGCUGCGCUUUCAUUCUCACUAACAGACCAAUGAACCAUAACAAAAAUUCUGUGAAGCUGAAGAUGGGGGGGAAAAACCCCGUAUAUUUCAGUCUCCUCAUUCCUUUACCAUGGUAAAAGUGCAAUGCUUACUUAUCACUUCCUUCUAGAAGCUGAGUGUAACCAAAUGAACAAUUCCUGUAAUUCAGUGAGGUGUAUUGCAAAGUCUUGAAAAAUUAGAGCAGAGAGUAACCUCGAUAUUUCAAACUGUUAUGUAUUUGAAAACUAAUUGCAGGGCUCUGAGCUGAAAGAGCAACCACCGAGUUCAACGUGCAACAGGGUUAUGCCACAGAAAACCACAACUUGCUUUUGCAUGAAAUGGAAACUUAAGCAAGUCUGAAACUCGGUAAGCCCACAGUGAGAAUACAUUCACCGUGUGCUUCACAGUAAAGGUCUGCAUGGUGCGGUGGUUUCUUUGGAUCGUUGGCCUGGUCACAUCAUGUAAAAUCAAUCUUUGCUUAAAUAGGAAAUAGCUGGAAAGGAAAGCUGCUGCAGACCUGUGUGUCUUCUAACUGUGUUAUCUCUGCUGGCUGCUAACCACAUGUUUUAGCUGGUGUCCUUCCCAGUGCAUGAGCACGCCUGAUACUGUGAGUAAGGACACCGAACCCAAAGAUCCAUUUCCCAUUCCAAGAAAGAUUAUGGCUGAACCAGACUACAUAGAUGAUGACAAUCCUGAGUUAAUUAGACCUCAGAAAUUAAUUAAUCCUGUGAAGUCAUCCCGGAAUCAUCAAGAUCUCCAUAGAGAGCUACUUAUGAAUCAGAAAAGGGGUCUUGCACCUCAGAACAAACCGGAGUUACAAAAGGUGAUGGAGAAAAGAAAAAGAGAUCAAGUUAUUAAACAGCAAAAAGAAGAGGAGGCACAAAAGAAGAAGUCAGACCUGGAAAUAGAGCUACUGAAACGGCAGCAGAAACUGGAGCAGCUGGAACUGGAGCAACAGAAGAUACAAGAAGAGCAGGAAAAUGCACCUGAAUUUGUCAAAGUCAAGGGUAAUUUGAGGAGGACGGUCCAGGAAGCUACAGAAGCACCAGAUUCAUAGAGGCAGCGCCCACUAAGACUUCCAGCUUUCCUGCUGUGGCUGCAGAGAGACUUUUGCAAGUUGUCUCAGAUUUGCCCCAUCAAGAGGAAGAAGAACAGCAUUCUCCUGACACGUACUGAAGAUGAGAUUUUUAUUUCCUAGGACCGAGUGGAUUAUAGACUGUAACAGAUCGACUUGCCAAAUGCAGUUCUGGGAUUGAUGCAUGGCAUCAGGAGUCAGUUCAGUGUCAUGGACCAGUGCUUAUGGAAGUGCUUACUCAGAGAUUUUAACCAGGGAUAGCAGGGAAGCUUCUUCAGUGUUGCACUGCUUUUUCUCUCUUGUGAUACUAGCUUGGCAGAGGUACACAGAUGAUAUUUUGCUUUAAAUCAAAACAAACUCCUCCUGUGAUAUCUUAUGAAACUUUACUGUGCAGAUAUGUUUUCUCAUCUAGACCUAAAGCCUGUGUAUAUCUCACAAUUUAUUUGUGUUCAGUUGGAAUUUUUAUCAAAUCUGGGAUGAUAGGAGGUGUGUUGAUCAUCGAUGCCCAUCCCCACAGGGAUAGGCACUUGCAGGCAGAAUGGGAAUGCUUAAAAUUCACCAGCAGUGAACAGGUGAGCAGCCUUAAAGCCCAAUUCUCCCUGUUUAGCAUGUAGAAUCUGGGCUAUGAAAGAGCAGAAAUCUGGUGAUCCUUUCACCAGAGAAUCAAGAAGCUGAUUUAUCUCUUUCUUUAAACUUAAAAUGUUAUGUGAAGGUCUGUACCGUGCUACCUGUGUAUUUACAUCUGUUACCUCUCAAUGCAAAAUGACCUGUCUUCUAAUCUUUGUAUUUUGAAAUCCUACCUACUUUACUGCUGUGGCCUUUCUCCUCCAAGAACAUGCUGGUCUGAGUGCAGUGUUAGCACAUGACUCAUUUGCUGGAACUGAAAUCAGGAGUCUUUUCUCCCAUCAAUUCCUGCUCAGCUGUUGCAGGAAUUUUCUGUAGCUCCUGCAACAGAGCGGUGUUCAAACCAGACCAAACUGAUGGUUGGGAUCUACCAAAAUGGAGAAUUCUUCCCUGAAGUGAGAUGUAAAAUGACAUUCAUUUUAUCCCAUCCUUCCUCUAGCUUCAACAGAGGGGAAAUGUGUUACCACUGACUCUUCAGGUCCAAUUCUGUCACCUUCUGCCUUUCUGCAAGUUAUUCCAUGACUUGCCAUUAAAUAAAAUACUGUUCAGUUUUAUAGGGAUGGCAGAAUCUGAUCCUUCAUGCUUAUGACUACUAGUUAUCCAGGAAAGCCUGGGAUGAGGAGGGGGGGGAACAGAUUACUCAUGUAGGAUUAUAGAGUUGGAUUCUUACCUGGUGUGAGUAGGUGCAGAUAUUUUGUCUUCAGAAAGCGGGGAGAAAUCCUCAUCUUCCUUGCUUAGCAUAUUCCUAGCUUUCACUAAGGCUGUGCUCAUCCAUAUCAGCUGAGGACCUAAUCAUAGUCUUUGCCUUAGGAUGCUAAAUGAAAUGAUUUUGACUUUGUAUUUAUAAAGGACGUAACUGUUUGAGAACACUUUUUACUAAUAUCAACAGUGGCAUGUUUGUAUUGUGGGGAAGGGUUUGUUGGUUUGGUUUUUUAGUUUCUUUUGCCUUUCCUGUAAGUAUCAGAUGUUUUAAACACAAUUUCAGCAUAGCACUUGGGACAAAAUGCUCACAAUUAGCAGUGUUUCCUAGAGACAGACUUCAAUUUCUCAAGAUCCAGGCAUUUAUUAUGAGGACAUAAUCAUAUCAGGAGUAAAUUGAAUUGUGAUAAGUGUAUUGCCAUUGAUUUAGAUUUGCAGUGUGACUCAUAUCUAGAUGAUUAAAUGUGAAGAUGGUCUGCCAGACCAUUCUGAUUAUGGAGUUACAAAGGACAAAGGCCAAAUAUAACUCUUUGUAUUUUCUCAUAAGAGGAACACUCAGUGCUGCAGAUUUUUCCUCACUCUUUCUUCCUUCCUCUAUAAGAAGAGGACCUACAGUUCUGGCACUUGCACUGUUUGGAUUUGUUCCAUAUUGUUGAUUGUUGGGACAGUGUUACAUACCAGAGUUCCAUGCCACACAUUUUACCCUAACCAUUCCCAGCCUACCAAACUUUGUCUGUUGGAUUCCACUCUACAAUUAACCUUCUGUUCAGUAUGGAAAUGUCUGGGAAUCGGUGAGGAAACCCUCCUUUGGCUUCAGCAAGCUAUUUCUUUGCAGCCCUUUGUCUUCAGUGAACGUGGCAAUCCUACUGUGCAGGCACAGCAAAAUGAAUGGAGUUGGGUGCAAUCCAAAUGUCACUGGAGUCGGUAGGGACAACAGUUUCUCCUUGACUUCAGUAAGCAUUGGAUUGGGCCCUCCAAAGCAUAAAGUAUGUUGCUUCCUCUCCAUAUCAGCUUGUGAUUCAGGGUAGUUUCUUGUUACGAAACACAGGUGGCCAGAAAACCCCCUUGUACAUACAGUGUGAAGUAGAUUUUUUUGUUUUCACUUGGAGUUCAUUCUGCGUACGAGCAGAACAUCAGUGUGUUCAUUAGAGCAUCUUUGAAUCCUGCUGACCUUUUAGUCUAAGAAUCCAAAUCACUCUCCUAUUGAUUUGACAAGCAAAAGCCUGUCUUUAAUGUCAGGAUUGGGCUGGGAUGGGUAGCUCUUACAUGGGUAGUCAGCUAUCAGAGCAUGAGUGUGCUGGGUGGCUACCCAAGUAAGACACUGCUUGCCAACAGAGGUGAGCUAUUCCUGAUCUGUCCUUCAGCUACAGGGGAUCUGAAGCAAUCCUGCAAAUACUUCAGUGAUUUGAAAAUGGCUUACUUACUUUGACCACUUCUGCCUCUGAUAAGGCAGUACUUUUUAAAAAUUCUUGCUUUUGAUAGUAUAGUAGUAAAUUUUUUAGAAUUUUUGUGGCUUUAACCUUCUGUUAAUAUCUGCACUUGUUUGAGUGUACAUAUAUAAAUAUAUAUAAAUAUAAAAAAGGGAGCCUUAAAGGAUUUGUUUUCAUAAUUUAAUAUUUUUUGUAUUUGCUCUUGUAUAAUUGUUUUUAACUAAAGCUAUUACAGAAAUGAGGAAUACUUAGAACCAAAGUCAUGCUUAAUAAAAUCUUCUACAUGCUUGGAGUA